GAUCAUUCCCAUACGCAAAUGGUGCUCCAAUGAGCCUAUGGUUCUUUAUGAAGAGCCGGAGGAAGACAGGGAGCUUCUCAAGUCUCAUGAUGGAACGAACAUAGCGAAGGCGUUGGGGCUUGUAUGGAAUCCUACUUCAGAUAGCCUGUUGUUCAAUUUUUCGCAAAUUAUGCCACUGCCUGAACCUUUGUCGCAGUGUGGUCAGACAUGACAUCUCAAUUACGCAUAAUUCAGAACUGUAAAUUUCCUCGUUUUGUCAUGCUCCCGAACUCAUCUCUCCAGUUGCACGCAUUCUGUGACGCCAGCAUGACCGCAUAUGGAGCUUGCGCUUGCAUAAGAUCGUACAGCCAAGGACUUACAACAUCCCGCUUACACUGCUCAAAGUCCAAUGUAGCGCCUUUAAAGACGCUAACCAUACCCAUGUUGGAACUGUCCGCUGCGUUGCUGUUGGCUGAGCUCGAAAAUUGCGCAUAUCCAGGAGUUGACAAGGGAAAGGGAGUGGAGGAGCUGGACGGAGGAACGCGUUUGCUUAUUAAAAGUAUCCAGCAAGUUCAUUUCACUGAAGAGCUCAAGGCACUCAUCGCCAGUGAAACACUUCCGGCCAGGAGCAAACUACUUUCGUUGCAUCCACUGCUCGAUGCUGAUGGACUGCUUCGCGUAGGCGGGAGUCUUCAAAAUUCGAACGUAGCAUACGAUGCAAAGCACCCUAUAUUUCUGCCGAAGUGUCAUCCGAUCACGAAGGCAAUCAAACCGUUCUAUUUCGAAAAAUUCUUGCAUGCUGGACCACAGGCCACAGCCUCGCUUCGUCAGAAGUAUUGGCCUGUUGGAGGUCCAAAAUUGGUGGCAAGCGUCGUAAGCAAAUGCGUCCGUUGCUUCCGGACAAAGCCAAAGUUGGCUGAGUACGUAAUGGGAGAUUUGCCAACCGAUCGUGUCCAACCGAACCCCGCAUUUCACACAACUGGAAUCGAUUUUUGAGGGCCGUUUAAGUCGAUGGCAGCAGGAGUCCCAGAUGCAACAAAACUUUUGGCGAAAAUGGAGCGUCGAAUACUUGUCCUUGCUUCAAGAGAGGAGCAAGUGGAAAGCCACCACGGACAACAUCAAAAUUGGAAGCGUCGUUCUCAUAAAGGAGGAAAACUUGUCACAACUCAAAUGGCUUCUCGUUAGCGUCGAAGAGUCCAUACCAGGCAAGGAUGGAAUCAUCAGAGUCGUGCUGGUCGAACAGCGACGGGUCUUAUGAAGAUAGCCGUUGGAAAGCUAGCCGUCUUGCCCGUCGACCCUGGAUCAAUUGAAAGCCAGGCUCUUUUAACGGGGGGAGGAUGUUCGGAGCAGACCGGCCUAUAAUUAUAAUACAUAACAUUAAGUAAAUGCCACCGAGCAUAAUUGUUUGUUGUAUUAUGUUUUGUUAUUGUCUAUCGCUCUGUUAGCUCUCUCGCGCUAAAGCUGGCGCUUUUUCUGAGCUUUUGGCUACUGCUGCAGUUUCUGAGCGCAGAUAUAAGUAGUGCAGC
Drosophila obscura is the source of this 1505-nucleotide messenger RNA. RefSeq lists its product as uncharacterized. Lineage: Eukaryota; Metazoa; Arthropoda; Insecta; Diptera; Drosophilidae. Bases 208 to 975 code for a protein of 255 amino acids. The record is from RefSeq and is a predicted model, not a curated record. The transcript is spliced from 2 exons.